AGAAGAAGAAUGAACGAUAUCCGUUUGGUGAAUUAAACAUGAAUGAGUUACAUGUGUUGUUUCCACCAUGUUUAUUAUGCAUCAGCUUCUUGAUCUUUUUCUUCCCACUCCUCAUUUUUGUCUAUAAAUUCCAAUUCACAGCUUUUCCAUAAGCAUCAAACCCAUACAACAACCAUAGCAAGCAACAAGCAAGAGCAACAACACAUCAUAAUGCUGGAAAACCCAUAUGACCCUCUUCUCCAACUAACCCAUGCCCGCGACGAUGGAACUCACCAGCCCAUAUGGUGGAAGAAACUGUUGGACAAAGAGGAGGUCAAGAAACAGCUCGCCAUUUCCUUUCCAAUGAUUCUCACUAAUGUCUUCUAUUACCUAAUCCCUUUGAUUUCCGUCAUGUUCGCCGGUCAUCUUGGCGAGCUCGAACUCGCCGGAGCGACUCUCGCCAAUUCCUGGGCUACCGUCACCGGAUUCGCUUUCAUGACGGGGCUGAGCGGUGCAUUGGAGACACUCUGCGGCCAAGGUUUUGGGGCGAAAUUAUACAGAUUCUUAGGGAUUCAUCUGCAAACUUCUUGUAUAAUCUCCUUCUCCUUCUCGAUUGUCAUUUCCAUUUUAUGGUUCUACACAGAACCCGUCUUGAAAUUGCUUCAGCAAGAUCCUGAUGUAUCAAAAACGGCGGCUCGGUAUGUGAAAUUUCUGGUUCCUGGGCUUUUUGCUUAUGGGUUUUUACAGAACAGUGUGAGGUUUAUUCAAGCUCAGUCGGAUGUUAUGUUUCUGGCUGUGUUCUCUGGAAUUCCUUUGAUUCUUCAUCUGGGUGUUGCUUAUGCUUUUAUGAACUGGACAAGUUUGGGGCUUGAAGGAGCUGCUUUGGCUGCUUCCAUUUCAUUGUGGGUGGCUUUUCUGAUUGUGGCCAUUCAUGUGUUUAAGUCUCAGAAAUAUGAACUUACAUGGGGAGGAUUUUCUGUUGAAGCUUUUGAUUACAUAUUUGUUAAUUUGAAACUGGCUUUGCCCUCUGCUGCAAUGGUUUGUUUGGAGUAUUGGGCAUUUGAGAUUCUUGUGUUCUUGGCCGGAUUGGCUCCAAACUCAGAAACAAAUACAUCUUUAAUUGCAAUUUGUGUAAACACCGAAGCCAUUGCCUACAUGAUCACAUAUGGACUGAGUGCAGCUGCAAGCACAAGGGUGUCAAAUGAGUUAGGGGCAGGCAAUCCCGAGAAAGGAAGACAAGCCAUGUUUGUUACUCUUCUACUUUCAAUUCUUCUUGGCCUUACAGUCGUCCUUCUUUUGGCAUUUGGCCACAACAUUUGGGCUGGAUUCUUCAGUGAUAGUCCUGUUAUUAUACAAGCCUUUGCCUCCAUGACACCCCUUCUAACUAUUUCCGUGCUUGCCGACUCUGUGCAAGGCGUAUUAUCAGGGGUGGCUAGAGGAUGUGGGUGGCAACACAUGGUUGUGUUUGUAAACUUGGCUACAUUCUAUCUUGUUGGUAUUUCAACAGCAGUUUUUCUGGAAUUCAAAUUGAAACUUUAUGCUAAGGGGUUGUGGAUUGGGUUGAUCUGUGGUUUGGUAUGCCAAACUUUGACCCUAUUGAUAUUAAUAGUUCGAUCAAAAUGGACGAGAAUUGAGCUCUCUGAUCAUCAACACAAACCAAGUCCAACCUUGUCUUAAUUCUUAAGGAAGUUGAUAUUCAAUAAACAUCCUUGUCUUGGCUACUAAUAUUUCUUCCCAUGCUUACUUAAUCAUACACAUUGAUUUUAGCACCAUUAAAUUUUUUUAAAUUAUUAUAUUAUGUAGUAAAAUUAAUAAUUAUGUUUGCUAUUCUGUUUAAAUUUUUUCUUUUCUUUUUUUU
This is a messenger RNA of Cucumis melo (muskmelon), 1837 nucleotides long. RefSeq names its product protein DETOXIFICATION 19-like. The coding region runs from base 211 to 1656 and encodes 481 amino acids. Lineage: Eukaryota; Viridiplantae; Streptophyta; Magnoliopsida; Cucurbitales; Cucurbitaceae. The record is from RefSeq and is a predicted model, not a curated record. Gene Ontology annotation, molecular function: xenobiotic transmembrane transporter activity; antiporter activity. The transcript has 7 exons. Gene Ontology annotation, biological process: xenobiotic detoxification by transmembrane export across the plasma membrane. Gene Ontology annotation, cellular component: membrane.